CGCGCAAGCGAACACUGAUGGAACCGUGUUCCUGGAACGAGGCCACCGCGGGAUCGUGCCCUGUCCUCUCGUCGAAUCUCGCCAAAUCCCGCCACGUGAUGUCGUCGCGAUGUACUGGUACUAUGGCUCAAUCAGCAGCACAUCCCUGCUCAUCUCGUACUUCUUUGGAAGUGUGGCUCCUCAAAACGGGAUCCCAGAGGGCGUCUAUGAUAUCGACGAUGAGUUUAGUCUCGUCAUUGAGAACGUCACCGCCUCCAAUGAGGGAACCUACUACUUUCAGUUAAAACCGCAUUUGAAAAUGAUAGAAGAGGGGCAGGUGGAAGUCUGUGGCGAGGGUGCUUGCAUCCAAGCGAACACUGAUGGAAUUGUGUUCUUGGAACGAGGCCACCGUGGGAUCAUACCCUGUCCUCUCGUCAAAUAUCGCCAAAUCCCGCCAGGUGACGUCGACGUGAUGAACUGGCACUAUGGCUCAAUCAGUAAAACAUCCAUGCUGAUCAGAAAUUCCUUUGGAAGAGUGACUUCCCAAAACGGGAUCCCAGAGGGCGUCUAUGAUAUCGACAAUGAGUUCAAUCUCGUCAUUGAGAACGUCACCGCCUCCAAUCAGGGAACCUACUACUUUCAGCUGAAACCGCGUUUGAACAGGCAGGUAGAGGCAGGACAGGUUGAAGUUUGUGACAAAGUCUCUCCAGGUCGUCCAUAUCCUACCGUCAUCGGCUGCAAUCAAGACCACGAUGCAGACACGUGCGAGGUGAGAGUACAACACGGCAGCACGGUGUAUAACCUGACCUGCGCCAUGGAGCAGGUCAAACCUGCCGUGCAAUUGAGGUGGAUCCGUCUGUUUUUGGGCGGGAAGACGGAACUCAACGCAUCUACAACAGUCAGGCCUGUAGUUCUACCGGCCUACACGGGGUCGUUAUUGAGAAACAACACCUAUUCAACUUCAGCAUUAGUCCAAUUGGCAGCAGUUGACGAUGAGGAAGUAUACGAGUGUGAGGCAGUGGGUGUUGCUGUAGGAGGCAGUACACGCACGAGGGUUCGCCUCACCAAAACUCACCCCACAACGGCAACUCAUGACACAACUUACAAUGAAGUUCAGUCCUCCAAUAAUCCAGGUGGACUCGUCCAAGCAAACACUGAUGGAACCGUGUUCUUGGAACGCGGCCAACGAGGGAUCGUGCCCUGUCCUCUCGUCAUAUCUCGCCAAAUCUCGCCGGGUGACGUCGACGCGAUGUUCUGGUACUACGGCUCAACGAGAGACACAUCCCUGCUCAUCUCGUACUUCUUGGGAAGAGUGGCUCCCCAAAACGGGAUCCCAGAGGGCGUCUAUGAUAUCGACAAUGAGUUCAGUCUCGUCAUUGAGAACGUCACCGCCUUCAAUGAGGGAACCUACUACUUUCAGGUCAAACCGCGUUUGAAAAUGCUAGACGAAGGAAAGGUGACGGUUCGUGACAAGGUGUACCCGAGUCGUCCAUAUCCUACAGUCAUCGGCUGCAAUCAAGAUCACGACGCAGACACGUGCGAGGUGAGAGUACGACACGACAGCACGGUGCAUAACCUGACCUGCGUCAUGGAGCAGGUCAAACCUGCCAUGGAAUUGAGGUGGAUCCGUCUGUUUCUUGGCGGACAGACGGAACUCAAUGUCUCCACAAUGGUCUGGCCUGUAGUUCUACCGACCUACACGGGGUCGUCUAUGAGAAACAACACUUAUUCAACUUUAGCAUCAGUCCAAGUGACAACAGCUGACGAUGAGGAAGUUUACGAGUGCGAGGCAGUGGGUGUUGCUGUAGGGGACAUUACCCGCACGAGGGUACGCCUCACCAAAACUCACCCCACAACGGCAACACACCCCAAAACGGCAACUCAUGACGCAACGGUAACAUAUGGCACAACGACAACUUACAAUGAAGCUCAGUCCUCCAAUAAUCCAGAUAAAUUUAAAGACGAAACACAAGAAAGAAGAGUUCGCAUCGAAGACGAGGGUUGCGGACUGGGUCAGAUCUCCGGAGUGUAA
Messenger RNA from Patiria miniata (bat star), 2011 nucleotides. RefSeq lists its product as uncharacterized. Gene Ontology annotation, cellular component: plasma membrane. The record is from RefSeq and is a predicted model, not a curated record. NCBI's taxonomy places the organism in Eukaryota, Metazoa, Echinodermata, Asteroidea, Valvatida, Asterinidae. The transcript has 8 exons. The coding region runs from base 110 to 2011 and encodes 633 amino acids.